Cucumis sativus (cucumber) is the source of this 948-nucleotide messenger RNA. RefSeq lists its product as uncharacterized. The record is from RefSeq and is a predicted model, not a curated record. Lineage: Eukaryota; Viridiplantae; Streptophyta; Magnoliopsida; Cucurbitales; Cucurbitaceae. The coding region runs from base 106 to 948 and encodes 280 amino acids. The transcript is spliced from 4 exons.
GACGAGUUUGUAACUUUAGUGCCCCUUGGAGAAGAAAAUGAAAUUCAGGGUAUGUGUAAUUCAGGUUUUGUUCCACAAGAUAGUACAAUUUAAAUUAUUCUCCAUAUGUUGCUUAAUUAUCUCAUAACGGUUUAUUUAAACCAGGAUGCAGUGCAUGACAGCAACGGUCUGGUUUCUUUUGCAGAAAUAGAGAACAACACGACAGCUAGUAUUGCAAAAUUAUCCAAUACUCUUGGUAAUUUGGAUGAGACACAUUGUUCUUGCUCUAAACAUAGCGCAAAGAGAGUUUGGGAAGCAUCACUUUCUUCCCUGAAGUCAAAGAAAGUAAAAGGAGUCAAUCUGGACCAUUUCCAUUCCCACUCUAACAAAAAUCUUGAUCCUAAAAGUGAUGUAUACGAUACCUGCUCUCCAGGAUGCUCUUUAGCCAAUUCAAAGCAUGAGAUUUUAUCAAGUAUUUAUCCUAAAAAUCCAACCAAUCAGUGUACACAAAAUUUCUGUCAAGAAUUUGGAAGUGUAAAUGUGGCAUCAGAGGACCUCAAUUCUGAAGAGAACACAUUAGGAAAAUCAUUUAAAAUUAUGCUGAUGAACAUUGCAGACGAAACUAAGAAAACUCAGCUCAUGAAGAGCUUGGAUUUUCUCCUCCAGUUGGUUAAAGGAAACCUAACGGAAGGCAGAUUUGUUGACGAGUUGCCUUACAUACUAAAUGAUGAUGACUACAUAUCGAAGUAUCGAGCCAGCCUAAAAGCUGCAGUUCUCAGGGUGAUUCAUGAGCUAGAUAAAGUAAACAACGUAUGGAAGACGAUCUUUGUGGCUUGUGAGGAAGACGUGGAGGAAGCCUUGGUGGCCGUACAAAAAGGGAUAUGGACUUUCAACGUUGAAUGGCUAAUGGCAUGUAUAAUGAGACCAGAAGUUGACCUGGAGGCCCCUCAAUUUGCUGAGUCCCUAUGA